CUCAGCAAAAAGAAAUCAAACACCUCGCUCGGCUGCUUGCUUGCUUGCUCCGGCCGCGUACCCCAGAGCUCGCGUCGCGUGCACCCGCACCGGUGGUGCAGCUGCGGCGGCUGGUUCCGACGCCGGGAAGCCGGUCGACCGAGAAGCCAUUUCCAAGAUGAACGCGCCCAACUCGUGGCUGUUCGCGGACAAUUCCAAGUACAGCACCCGCGCGCGGCUCGUCUUCAUGGGCCUCUCCUUCGCCAUCGGCAUCCUCACCUUCCUCAUCUACCUCGCCAUCUGGUACACCUGCAGCCGCCGCAGCCGCCGCCAGCGCGGCGCGGGCGCGGUGGACCUGGAGGCCGGCGCCGCGGCCGCGGCCGCGUCCGAGCGCGGCAUGAGCGACGCCGCGAUCGCCGCGCUCCCGACGUUCUUGUACGAGCAGCAGGCGCAGGCGGACGACGCCGCGGUGGACUGCGCGGUGUGCCUCGGGCAGCUGGAGGCCGGCGAGAAGGCGCGGCGGCUCCCCAAGUGCGCGCAUUUGUUCCACGCCGAGUGCGUCGACGCCUGGCUGCGCGCGCACUGCACGUGCCCCAUGUGCCGCGCCCCCGUCGGCCCGGCCGCCGCCACCUCCUCCAAGAAGGACGGCACCACGGAGACCACCCCCCAGGCGCCGGCGGCAGCCACAGCGACGGCGGAGGCGCUGCCACCUGUUUAGGCUGCGCGUGGCUGCAGGCUCGCCGCGUGCCUCGGCAGAAGGCUGAACUGAGCUAGCUAACAUAGGACGUAUAUAGAGGCCUAAUCGAGGUGAUUUAUUUGGUUCGUAGUACGUGUACAGAAGUAUCUGUGACGUCGAUUGUAUUAUUAUUACUAUUAUUCUCACUUCUAUUCUAGGCGA
Triticum dicoccoides is the source of this 877-nucleotide messenger RNA. Its product is annotated as RING-H2 finger protein ATL39-like. Bases 158 to 697 code for a protein of 179 amino acids. The transcript has a single exon. Lineage: Eukaryota; Viridiplantae; Streptophyta; Magnoliopsida; Poales; Poaceae. The record is from RefSeq and is a predicted model, not a curated record.